This is a messenger RNA of Caenorhabditis remanei, 1299 nucleotides long. RefSeq lists its product as uncharacterized. The transcript has 6 exons. Gene Ontology annotation, biological process: protein deglycosylation. NCBI's taxonomy places the organism in Eukaryota, Metazoa, Nematoda, Chromadorea, Rhabditida, Rhabditidae. Gene Ontology annotation, molecular function: mannosyl-glycoprotein endo-beta-N-acetylglucosaminidase activity. The coding region runs from base 1 to 1299 and encodes 432 amino acids. Gene Ontology annotation, cellular component: cytoplasm. The record is from RefSeq and is a predicted model, not a curated record.
AUGACAAUCACUCCUAUAACCACAUUGGAAGAGUUGUGGAAUUGGGAAAAACGAGAAGAUGUUGGAAAUGAGUACAUUGAACCGCUUGCACAUUACAAAUCGCAUUCUGGGCCACAAAUUCUUGUAUGUCAUGAUAUGAAAGGAGGAUAUUUAGAAGAAGAGACAGUAGAAGGAAAACAAUUUGAAAACGAAAAAUAUCCUUAUAUGUUUCUGAAUUGGUGGGAAAUUGACAUUUUCAAUUAUUUCUCUCAUAACUUCGUCACGAUUCCACCGGAAGGUUAUACGAAGAUCGCUCAUAAACAUGGUGUUCUUUCCCUCGGAACAUUCAUUACCGAAUGGAUUCCUGGAAAAGAAAUCUGCUCCAAAAUACUCCAGAGUGAGGAAGCAAUGGAAAGAACUGUGGCUAGUUUGGUGGCUGUUUCCAAUCAUUUCGGGUUCGAUGGAUGGCUGAUUAAUAUUGAAAAUGAAAUUGACGAGAAUAAAGUUGAUUUGCUGGUUCGAUUCUGUGCGAGUUUGACUCGAAAAUCGAAACAAAUUAAUUCAAACUCAAAGAUUAUUUGGUACGAUUCUGUGCUUCACAGUGGAAAAUUGAAAUGGCAGAAUGCCUUGAACUCGGAGAAUAAUAAAUUCUAUGAAGCAUGUGAUGCAAUCUACUUAAACUACAAUUGGAAAGAUGGAGACCUUCUCAGAUCUGCAGAAUUCGGGUUACUCGAACGAAUUUUUGUUGGAAUUGAUGUGUGGGCUCGUGGAUGUGUUGGAGAAUUCAAGUGUGAUCAGUCAUUUGCACUUGCUAAACUGUUUCAUAUGUCUGUCGCUCUUUUCGGACCAGGAUGGAUUUACGAAAAAUUUUCUAAAGAGAAUCAGAUUUAUAAGGGAAUUCAAUUCUGGUCAAAAUUAUAUCCUCACGUGAAGACUCGACCCCUGACUUCUGGAAAUCUUUCAACAAAUUUUGACACUGGAAUGGACGGAAGUUGGCAUUAUCGUUUGAGCAAUGUUAAACUCCAACCCCAAAACCUUACCACUUCUUGUCAUCAAGUCAUAGGAAAAGGACUUACCCUUUUCGGUCGACACAGGAAAUUUUUAAUAUUCUCAUUCGACAAUAUCACUUUUGAAUCAAUGAAGAUUGUGUGCGAAAGCGAUAAACCAAUCGAAAUGAUUUUGAAUCGAACUGAACUAAUUUCAAAAAUGAAUGAGCACGAGUGGAUCUACAAGUCGUCUGGGAUUCUGGAGUCUAUAAGCAUUCAAACAACAAGUCAUGAUGAGACUGUGAUCAGAAUCUUCUCUGUCAUUUCUCAUUAA